AUGGAAAUAUUUCUGGUGCAUGAUAAUAGUAAGGUCAAUCGUAAUCUUCGAGAAGUAGUGUACAAUUUGUCUGAUCACAAUGCAAACUGCUCCUGCAAAAUGUUCCAGGCUGAAGGAAUACCUUGUAGACACAUACUUUGUGUUGUAAAGGGAAAAAAUUUGAAUGAAAAACCAAGUAAGUACAUAUUGAAUAGGUGGACUAAGUUUGCAAAUAAAAAACUUGUGUUUGACAUAGGUGAUAUUGUCUAUGAAAAGGCUGGGCAAGGUGGACUCGUUUCAAAUGUCUGGGAUAAGUUAUUUAGGUGUGUGGAGAAGGCUGGGCAAGAUAAAGAAAAGCUGCUUAUUGUGUUAAAUGGGGCUGUUAUAAUGGAAAAAGAGUUGGAUGAGUUUGAAGGGAGUUCUAAGCAAACCAAGACAAAUGAUUUGGAAACUUACAUCAGAACAAAUAUUCCUGAGAAAGUAGAAAUUCUUCCACCACAGUUUGCAAAGACUAAAGGCAGUGGUAAAAGAAUCAAAAGUGGCAAAGAGAAGGUUGUCGAACAACAACAAAAAAGAACGAGACUUUGCAAGGCAUGUGGUGAAUAUGCGCAUCAUGACAGCCGCAAUUGUCCUAACAAAUAA
This is a messenger RNA of Medicago truncatula (barrel medic), 621 nucleotides long. Its product is annotated as protein FAR1-RELATED SEQUENCE 1-like. Lineage: Eukaryota; Viridiplantae; Streptophyta; Magnoliopsida; Fabales; Fabaceae. Gene Ontology annotation, molecular function: zinc ion binding. The transcript has a single exon. Bases 1 to 621 code for a protein of 206 amino acids. The record is from RefSeq and is a predicted model, not a curated record.